Molecule: messenger RNA, 1320 nt
Organism: Nannochloropsis gaditana CCMP526
Exons: 1
Coding region: 10-924 (304 amino acids)
Source: RefSeq, a predicted model, not a curated record
AUAGAGGUCAUGUCUUUCGCACAACGGACAACAAGAUGGGCACGGGGACUUUUUCCACGGUGGAAAGGGUACAAUGUUCGCUGGAAAGAGGUCUUGGGUCCCUCGCAAGAUCGAAUGUUGCUGCCCUGGGGGUUCAUGGGCGAGGAAGACGUGCAAGGAAGAGUUGCGUCGCGCAUCCGGUGGCUGUCCGAAAAGCAACCCACAGUGAUUCCACAACAUGAGCACAUGCCUGGAGACCUCACGACAAGCGAAAUCGCGAAUGAGCUUUCUGCCUCCUUGGCAGAAGAUAUGUCGCACGGUGCUCAGCAGGCAUACAGAAGAAUCGUCAGCUAUUUCUUGGCCGUUCCCGGCUCGGGAGAGCAGGCAGGAAAAUAUGGAGACUUCACGAAUUCCAAUUAUUGUACCCCUGAUUUAUCGUGUUUUUUGGAGGACAUAAAGCGUUCGUACACCGAGUGGGGGGUGAAGCCUUGCCUGCACGUGGAGUCAGUCCGGGCCAAGUUGCGAUGCUUGCGCGUGGAGGAAGGCUUGUUGAGCAAAAAUACUUACGCCUUGUUUGGGACAAUGGGCCGAUAUGAGGCAUUGACACACAUAUGGGAGGGUGUGAUAGGACCGGAGGGGCGUUUGCUGCAGGAACUGGAGGGGAACGUGCCCAGGCGCUUGGUCGCCGAGGUGGAGCUGUCGGUGGAAGAGUCGUUCUGGUUCCAGAGCCGGCCGGCCACAGCGUGGCCCAGAGUAGGAAAUAAUGCAGAGCAAGAUCUUGAGCAAGGUCUUACGGGAGGGAAACAGGGGGAAAUGAAAAAGCGGACGCACUAUUUCACUUUCGAAAGCGACUACUUCGGCGACGAGGGGCAGUUGGAGUGGGUCGUUAGCAAUAUCAACGACGUGAUUGCCUCUCCUUCCCUCUCUCGGGCCCUGAUCCAGUAAUGAGAAACUCAAGGGUGGAAGCCAAGCCGCCGAGUCAAUAGUGUUGACAUUUCUGGGUGGGACAGCGCCGAGGAAGGGUAGGACAGACGGAAGGUGGAAAGGCGGACACUAGAGGGAGGUCUCAACGAGGCUGGGGUACGCGGAACACAGGCAGUGGAAUUGCUGUGCAGUGGAUCAUACACGUAUGUGAAUGCGAGAGGAUUGACACGAUGCGGCGUCCGUGAGAUAGAGUAGAUUAGGAUAAUACAAAGGGCAGGCUGCGGGAUUGCAAAUUUGUAAGUAGAGCAUGGGCACAUGGAUGUGCGCCUUAAAGUCAAACGCUUUCUAAGUGUAUGUGAGUACGGACAAUCAGUAUCAGUCAUAAUAUGAUCAAAUAAGCAUCUGCUAGUCCCGGAA